Molecule: messenger RNA, 970 nt
Organism: Copidosoma floridanum
Lineage: Eukaryota; Metazoa; Arthropoda; Insecta; Hymenoptera; Encyrtidae
Source: RefSeq, a predicted model, not a curated record
AGCCGGCUCAUUGCUCUUGAAUUUUUUGACUUUCAAGCUCCUCCGACGCGGAUAACCCCCGUGCAUAACUUUAACUCACGUCGCAGGUUUGGGACGAUGGAAAAACGAUCGGUUACGGUCGCGCUGCUCUUCGGCCUCGUUUGCGCGACUUUGCUGGACGACGCGCUUACUUCCCCGGUCCAGCCACAAGAAGAAAACAUUGUAUUGAAUUCCAAGUUUUUCUCAAAGUCACCGGAAUAUGUCGAGGCUCUCGCAAAGGAGUUGGAAAAAGAGAGGCUGGAAGAGCCGAUGAGAUGGUGGACGUUGUUCAAGCAGAUGUUGAUGUCCAAGCCGAACCACGAGAAGGACGUGUUCAAGCGCAACCUCGACUCCAUCGGCGGUGGGAACCUGUUGCGCCGCGACCUCGGCAACGUCGAGUUGGACGGUAACUCGAUGGGUUCGAGAAUCAACGGGGCCAGUCGCACUCGGCGCCGCCACGUUUACCACGGGGGUGGCGGUAGCUCGCUCGACAGCAUCGGCAACGGAAACCUCGUGCGGCGCGACACCCUGGUGCUGAACAACGACGACGACGACGACGACGACGACGAGCAGAAUUUUUUCGACUUCUAAUCAUUCGCCAUCCCAAUUUACAAUCGCACCGGCUGGAUGGACAAUCCUCCUCGACUGUUAUACAUGCAGCUGCUCUACCAAGAAUAUCAUUUUUUUUACGAAUUUAUUUGUCACUUUUUUCUUCUUCUUCUUCUUCUUCUUCUUCUUUUCUUUCAUUUUUUUAAAGCAAAUUGUCUAGGCAUUAAGAAACAAACUAUAAUUUAUUAUUUAUUACGUAUAUAUUAUUAUUAUUACUAUUAUUAUUAUUAUAAUGUAGCAUCCAAAGUAUUUUUAUAUUUAAAGUUUAAGGUGUACGAAUAAAACAAAAAGUUUAUAUAUAUUUACCCACGCACAAGCAAAAUACAAUGUGUACGUACAAGUA